UCUUCUUCUUUUUCCGUCGUUCGCCGGUCAUAUAAACGCGCGCACGGACACCUCUCGUGCACUGUCGAAGCGUAGCCCAUCGGCGGCAGAGGACGAAUCGGAGAGGAAUGGCUUUUCACGUCAGUCUGCUUCUCAAAGUCUUGCUCGUCCUCGCCAUAGCCGCAACAGUAGCCUCUCAAGAGACCAGAAAAUUUACUAUAGAAAACAACUGCAACGAGACUGUGUGGCCCGGGAUAACAAAUAGCGAAAGUUUUAACGGCAGUAUCUUCGCAUUGAAACCGGGCCAAUCUGCCGUCUACACUGCUUCGGCCCCUUGGUCUGGGCGGAUAUGGGGCCGAACCGGUUGCGAUUUUGAUAAGAACGGCAGCGGCAAGUGUCAAACUGGUGGAUGUGGCACUUCCUUGAACUGCACUGGGCCCGGGACCCCGCCUGUUUCGAUUGCCGAGUUCACCCUCGGAGGACUGGAUUAUUAUGACGUUAGCCUCGUGAACGGCUUCAAUUUGCCGAUAGUGAUAAAAACCCUAAAUGCUAAGGGAAAUUGCAGCAACGCAGGGUGCGACCGAGAUUUGAGAACGAAUUGCCCCUCGGAGCUCGCCGUUAAGUCCGAUGGGAAGGUGAUUGCUUGCAAUAGUGCAUGCGAUAAGUUCAACACGGAUGAGUAUUGUUGCAGGGGCGCGUUUGGAACCGCGGACACUUGCCAGCCAAGUAACUACUCAAGGGCUUUCAAGUCUGUCUGCCCAGAUGCUUAUAGCUACGCGAAAGACGAUAAGACGAGCCUCAAAACUUGUGCUAGCCCAGAUUUCGUCGUGAGCUUCUGCUCAUCGAGGAAUGGAACUGUAUGCUCUUAUCAUGACAGUACAUUGAAAUGCAAUGGAUCAGCCGAUUUGAGGGCAUCCUUCAAUGGAUGGUGGUUUCUGGUGAUCAUACUGCCCGUGAUCGUCAGUUCCCAUCAUUUUUUGGGGUUCAUUAUGUAAAUCGAUUUCUCGAAUCUGUACAUUGACGUGAUCGGGAUUGAGU
This is a messenger RNA of Rhodamnia argentea, 1017 nucleotides long. Its product is annotated as pathogenesis-related thaumatin-like protein 3.5. Gene Ontology annotation, biological process: defense response. Bases 108 to 974 code for a protein of 288 amino acids. The record is from RefSeq and is a predicted model, not a curated record. Lineage: Eukaryota; Viridiplantae; Streptophyta; Magnoliopsida; Myrtales; Myrtaceae. The transcript is spliced from 3 exons. Gene Ontology annotation, cellular component: extracellular region.